Messenger RNA from Pelodiscus sinensis (Chinese soft-shelled turtle), 5634 nucleotides. It is a transcript of the gene LDAH, whose product is annotated as lipid droplet associated hydrolase. Lineage: Eukaryota; Metazoa; Chordata; Testudines; Trionychidae. Gene Ontology annotation, molecular function: lipase activity. The record is from RefSeq and is a predicted model, not a curated record. Gene Ontology annotation, cellular component: lipid droplet. Gene Ontology annotation, biological process: lipid storage.
GCGCCUGCAGCCCUAUGGCCGUGGACAUGCUGGGAGCCGCCGGGGAAGCAGAGAGUAGGAGACCAAGAUCAGAAGAGCAGGUCCCUCUGCAUGAAGAAUUUAUUUACUGUUGUGGAGCUGCUACUCAAGUCUUAAAGUGUGGGCCUUGGAAAAACCUCUUGGAAACUGAAAGUAAAACUCUCCCGAGACUCUUAUUUCUGAUUAUUCCAGGUAAUCCAGGACUGGCAGGCUACUAUAGGACCUUUGUACGGGCAUUAUACCAUGGACUAAACCAGCAGUAUCCAGUUUGGGUUGUGAGCCACGCUGGACACUGCAAGCCACCAAAUAGCAUGGAAAUGACAGAAGACACGGAUAUUAAAGAACUAGAGGAUGUCUUUGGACUUCACGGGCAAAUUGAGCACAAGUUGGACUUCCUUAGAAAGAAUGUGCCAAAAGAUAUGAAGCUUGUGCUGAUUGGCCAUUCAAUUGGUUGCUACAUCACCCUUGAAAUGAUGAAGAGGGCAUCAGAACUUCAGGUUCUCCGCUCUGUGCUGUUGUUUCCAACAAUAGAACGCAUGGCUCAGUCCCCACAAGGCAAGCUCCUGACGCCUGUAUUGUGCAAGCUGCGGUACAUGCUGUACAUGCCUGUCUACCUGCUGUCAUUUCUCCCAGAAAGAGUCAAAACGUCCAUGGUGCGGUUUGUGCUGCGAGGACUGAAAUGUCCUGAUGAAGCUUCAAUAAUUACCUCCCUAAAUCUCUUCAGUGUGGAUUGUGUUGCAAAUGUCCUGUAUAUGGCAAGCCAAGAAAUGAUGAAGGUUGUGGAGAGAGACAGUACAACAAUAAAACAAAAUUUGAAGAAGCUGAUUUUCUAUUAUGGAGCUGCAGACAAUUGGUGCCCCCAACAGUAUUUUGAGGAGAUCAAGAUGGAUUUUCCAGAUGGGGACAUUCGGCUCUGUGAGAAGGGAAUCCGCCAUGCGUUUGUCCUGGAUGCCAGCAGGGAGAUGGCUGCCAUGAUUACAGGCUGGUUACAAGACAUUCUGACCAGAUUAUAAACACUCAGUGACGAGGGGGGGAAAUUAUCCUUUUGUGAAUGUGUAAUUCACUGUCAGAGUCUGACCCUAAUCUUUCUGCGCAGGAUAGAUUUAUGGCUUGUUUUCUACUGCGUCGUCUUACAGAAGGAUAAAGUGCACCGACUAGCCUAAAGUGUAGCUUCAUCCGCACAAUGAUAUUGGAUCACCAUGCAGACUCUACUAGGUAUUUCAGGGAUUCUAUCAAAUAUAAAAUCAGCUGAUAGCACUGUCCAAAAAAUUGGUAUUAGAACCACCAGGACAUAUUUCUGGACAUAUGGCUGAUAAGUGCUAGAAGUUCAAAAAGAGAGCAAGGAAAGGAAAGACGCAAAGUCAGACGCGUCUAUGUGGAAUGUCUUAAGUUAAACAGCUAAAUCCAUAUUAAUCCACUUUCAUAAGUGGCAUGGUUCUCAGUGGUACUGCAUAUGUUCAGUGCCUUUACAAAAAUCAAGCCACUUUUGUCAUGUUCCUAAAUACAAAUGGUAGGUCCCUAAUUCUAGUGGAGGUACAACUUUAAAACUCUUGACCUAAAUGCACAAGUUGAUGAAUUCCCAAUAAGAAAAUGGCCAGCAUUUCUGUCACAACUGGAUGUGCAGACAAAACUUAUAGGCCCAGAUCCUCAGAUGUGUAAAUAAGAAUAGCUCCAUCAAAGUUUGCACCAGACAAGUGAACUGAAGAAAAGUGUCCUAGCAAUGAGACUGUGAAAUACAGGACACUCUUGCAAUUCACAGAAUUGCUAUUUGCGGUUUUGUGUAUUCGCUCUUGUUCAAGCCAUGGCGGUUGAGGGGCAGCAGGAACUAGGAGCUGCAGAGAACUCACCCUGACUCCCAGCCUCUGCAGUGAGUUCCUUGCAGCUGCCAGAACUGCAAUGAAUUCAUCAACUUGAGUUGCUUGGGGCUGCCAGAAGCUGUGAUGAGUUCCCUGCAGCUCCCAACCCCCAUGGUCUGUUCUCCAUGGCUCCCAGGCCCGGGGUGAGUGCAGGAGCCAUGGGGAGCUCACCGCGGGGGCUGGGAGUCAUGGCUCCCAGUGGUCAUUUCGUCAUUUACAGUGGUGCUAGGAACACAUCCACAUGAAUGGUGAGAGUUUCCUGUAGUCUCUCAAAGAAAAAGAUAAAAAUCUGAGUCCCCAGAGACAUUUACAAAUAGAAAAAGCACUUGAUAAUAAAAGAAACAAUCCUUCCCGAGCAGGGAGACAGUUGACCUAGUACAGGCCUGCACAACUCGGAAAGCGACGAGGGCCGUAUUGCUCCAAAGAAAACAGUUAUGCGCAAGUAGGGAUGCUCUCCCAAAAAAUACCAAACAUACGGCUAAAAAUUUUUGCUGAGCCAAAAAAAAAAUACACUUCUGCAUGUCUCCACUUGGCCCCCCUGGCAUUUGUCUCUCCUUUACCCUGCCCCUUGGUGUCCUCCCCUUUCUCCUGACCUGCCCCCCUCCCCUCAGCACAAGCCUCUUCCCCUCCUCUACCUGACUUCUGCCUUUUUGAAUCUGGCAGUUGCUGGCUGUGACAUCAUGAGAAUCGCCGCACUUCUCCUUUCUCAGUGGCACUUUGCUCCUCUGCCCGGCUGGUGGAUCGGAUGGGGCCGCACUGCCCGUAGUUGUCACAGGCCGCACAGUGAGCCCCUGUGGGCCGCAUGCGGCCCUCGGACCAUGUUGUGCAGGCCUGACCUAGUAUGUCUUAUUCAUUUCUAACUUGUAUGAUCCACUAAGAAUUUAAAUAAGGCAUUAGAAGAGAUGAUGACGAAAGCCUGUCGAUGCAGGAGGUCAGACUGGAUAACCCAAGAAUACUCUUCUUGCUAUUCUUUUAUAUGAUUACACACACAGAGAGAGAGAGUCAUUUCUGGUAAGUUCCUCUGUUACUUUCAGACAAUUAAAAGCAAACUAGCAGAAUCCAAUUUCUAGGUUUUUGUGAACUUGUCUUCAGAAUUCCAGGGCUGUAUAACAGCUGGUAGGAUUAAAUGACCUCUUGCACCAUUUGCUGGCUUGGUUGUUGAAACUAACCAGUUAAUUUAUGGAUGAUGUUUGUGUCUAACAAAACAGAAAGAUGCUGCUUAAUGUUGAAAUGUUAGACAAUCAGUAAUGGCAAAAGCUGAAUGUGUUUGAGGCAAUUGUCCCAUCAAACUUUUCUGUGAAACUAACUUGCUCAUGGUUAUGACACACUCAUAGAAGCUGCCUUCCCUCAACAGGGCCAUAGUGGCAAUAGACUAUAUUUUGUUGCCUUACGGUACUGUGUCCGUUUUUGAAAUCUACAGUUAUAUGUCUGGUCAAACAGGCCCCAGGUUCUGAUGUGCAGUCAUUCUGGAUGUACUUUUCGCUGCAGCUUCUGAACCUAUGUGCUGUCGUAGAUACUCCAUGUGGCAGAGUGAAGCCUACGUGUGUACAUUAGCAACAAAUGUCAGCAUUGAGUUCAAUAGAUUCUUCUGUAAUUUUGUGUUGAUACGAUUGAAUUAAAUGUUUGUUCCUUGCUGUAUAAUGAGUAUAUGGAAUCAGGUUGUAAACAUUCAGCUGAUUUUAAGUGGCCCUUCCAGAGACAGAAAAUCUUACAACUAGCAACCACUGAAGCCUGAAAACAGAAAACCUAUGGUGUAUGCUUGUCCACAGUGCAUUAUUCAUGGAUAGCAGAUGAGGAGCUGACUUCACAGGACACAAACCUUGUGUAUUCUCUUUGUAUUGUUGUUCUCUUGUGCCCUGUUAAAUGAUGAUCCCACAGUAAAUCCCACUGAUUGCACUGAGACCUAUCAUGAAGGCAGAGUUGGUCAGUAAUAGCUAGAUCUGCUGCUGAAUAAUCCCUUAUGACUUUAUUAAAUCUGUUUGCUCUAAGGCUAAUGAGAAUUUUAUGAAUGAAUCAAGUCCUUCCUCCUGGGAGCUGAUUCCGCAUGGCUGAAGUCUGGAAAUAUGCUACUCUGCCUGGCGCUAACAUGAAAGUGCCUCGUUUUCAGAUGUACUGCUGCCCCCUACCCUCUGCACCUCUUUUUGAAGCCAAUUGGAACUCAUCAGAACAUCUGAAAAUCAAUCUCUGUGUAUUGUGCUGAUUGAUCUGAUCGGCAGUAUGAGAAACAUUAUUCUUUUCACACUGAGAACAGCAGACUUUUCACCAGGAAAAUCCAGCUUCUCUGGUGCUAAGGGGUUAAUCAAGAUGUAAGGCACAGAGCUGCAAAAGAGAGCGAAAGUGUCAGUUUACUGUAAGAAUACCCUAAUAAAUACCAUAAGAAUGCCCUAAUAAAUCUUUUAGUCUCUAAAGUGCCUCAGGACUCUUCAUUGUUUUUGUAAGAAUACAAUAAAACCUUGCUAAUUUGCAGUAAUGACUGGCAACUAAUUGAAAAUGAAUUAAUUUUAUUAAUUAGGCCCUGAUCCAAUCAAAUGUUAAAGCUCAUGUUUAAUUUAUGAAUAAUCCCAUGAACAUACACAGAAUUUCAGCUGAUGCUUAGUGCUUUGCUGAAUGGGGAUGAGAUGCUAAAUAUCUGAAGGUAUAUGUAUGUUAAGUGGUUUGCUCAUUUGGGACCUUUAGGAGAUAGUGACCAAACAGUAAGAAAAGUAAAACAAUUACACGACAAUUACAAAGGACUUGCUUGUAAUUUGACAUCAAUUAUUUUGUUUUAAUUAUCCUACUUUAUAACGUAGUGACUGCAGAAUUUUCACAAACUACUACUUGAUAUGGGAGCCAUAGUCCCUUUUUCAAAAGUGACUUUGGAGUCUACAUCUCAGUGAAAGUCAAUAGAUUUAAGCUCCUGAACCACCUAGCCUAUUAUUUUUUUGCUUCCAACACUUCCUCUUGGUAUGAGUCAUAGAGUACAUGGUUUGGUGAGGUUCCCUAGUAUUGAAGAAGUGUGCCAGAUAUGCAAAGUUCAGCAGUUAUGGUAGGGAUUUUGCACUGGGACAUGCAGCUAAGCAGAGAGGACAGUGAAAGAAGACACACUGCAGAAUCUGCCCUCUACGAUUGUUUACAUUUACCUAAUGAAUUUUUCAGAGAAUCAGUUCAUAUUUGCAUUGUUUCCCCCACACUCGUGCCCAAAGCCUGCGAACAAACUCUCUGAACAAGAGGCAAAGUUUGAUUGUAAGUAAAGUUGCUCAAAACAUUAUCGUGUAAACCUGCUGGACCCAGGAAAUUGUAUUGUUAGCCUCAGCCUCACAGGUCACACUCAGGCUCACAAUAACAGUGAGGUUCUGAGUCUCUUUGCUCACAGUAAAACUUGCUUUUUCUUGGCAUCUAGAUAAAAUAAGACUCAAAGGAGAGUUUGUGAAUGACCAGGCACAGUUAAACCAGCAUAAAUGGCUGGAACAACUUUAGUAAAAAUAAAAACUGUAGUGGCAGUAAAUACAGCCCAAUUGCCAGAAGUGAUUGUUGCUCAAGGCAUCAUCAAGCUGAAGUUAUGAAAGAGGACAAUGCUUGCACAAAAAUGGGACAGAGAAGGAAAAAGUCACUACCUUCGUCUUGAGAGAGUCUUAAUUAGAGAUCAUUUUCAAGUCUUCAAGCUGAUGCUAAGUGAACCAGAUUUUUCCAUUUCGUAUAUUGCACAAAAGUACUUGCAAGAAAAUAAUUGUGCUGUGGUUUCCUACCAAUUUGCAAAGGCUAAUAAAUAUGGCAUGUUGUU